UUUAGAAGCGUUGGCAUUAUUUUUGUACACAAUAUUCCCACUUGCACUCCCUCUCUCUGUGUACCCUCCGCAUCGAGAAGGGAGCAAAACAAAGGAAGAAAAAACAAUGGCUUCUCCGGUGACACUUCCGAUCUCCAGUCCGCAAUCUACGGGUACUGCCGGAUCUCAAUCUCAGGCCCCUAUCUCCACUCCCGCAUUCCGUUCAUUCAUAUCUCGUCUUUCAUCUUCGAUCCGUCAAGGUUUCGCUCAACGACGCCCUUGGUUAGAACUUCUCGACCGCACAUCAUUUGCCCGUCCUGAUUCCGUCGCUGAAGCAGCCUCGCGCAUCCGCAAAAACUUCUCCUACUUUCGCGUCAAUUACGUUACCUUACUUGCUAGCGUACUCGCUCUUUCCCUUCUAUCUCAUCCUUUUUCUCUCCUUGUCCUUCUUGCUCUCCUAGGAGGAUGGUUUUUUCUCUAUCUGUUUAGACCUUCAGAUCAGCCUGUUGUUAUCUUUGGCCGUACUUUCUCUGAUCGUGAAACGUUGGGUAUCUUAGUGGUAUUCACCAUUAUUGUGGUGUUCCUCACCAGUGUUGGAUCCCUGCUUAUCUCUGCUCUUCUUGUUGGACUGGCUAUUGUUUCUGCUCAUGGAGCUUUUAGGGUUCCUGAAGAUUUGUUCCUUGAUGAUCAAGAGCCGGCCAACGUUGGAUUCCUUUCGUUCCUCGGUGGUGCUGCUUCAUCUGCCGCCGCUGCCGCUGCGCCGGCUGUUGCUGCUCGUGUGUAGUCGGAUCCAUUUGAUUUGGAGACAUGAUUAUGAGGUUGGUUUGGAGCUUCUAUAUUUGAUGUGAAUCAGUUAUUCAAUUUAAUUGAACUGUAAUAUUCUUGGUAGAGAAAAACUAGUUUCUGCGUCGGAUUUUGCAGAAAAUAUUUAGAAAUUUUGUAUUCAGAUUAUAGAUCUAGAUUGGAUCUGUAAUUUCCAACUUUUAGAUCUAUAUUUAACUCCUUACUUU
This is a messenger RNA of Solanum verrucosum, 989 nucleotides long. Its product is annotated as PRA1 family protein B3-like. Gene Ontology annotation, cellular component: Golgi apparatus; endoplasmic reticulum. Gene Ontology annotation, biological process: vesicle-mediated transport. The coding region runs from base 107 to 763 and encodes 218 amino acids. The record is from RefSeq and is a predicted model, not a curated record. Lineage: Eukaryota; Viridiplantae; Streptophyta; Magnoliopsida; Solanales; Solanaceae. The transcript has a single exon.